Molecule: messenger RNA, 2403 nt
Organism: Pogona vitticeps (central bearded dragon)
Lineage: Eukaryota; Metazoa; Chordata; Lepidosauria; Squamata; Agamidae
Gene: PFKFB4
Product: 6-phosphofructo-2-kinase/fructose-2,6-biphosphatase 4
Biological process (GO): fructose metabolic process; fructose 2,6-bisphosphate metabolic process
Cellular component (GO): cytosol
Molecular function (GO): ATP binding; fructose-2,6-bisphosphate 2-phosphatase activity; 6-phosphofructo-2-kinase activity
Source: RefSeq, a predicted model, not a curated record
UUGCACUCCGCGCUCGCCUGAGGAGGCGGGGUCUCCUCGCAGGCUCCGCCCUCAGGUGGUCUUGCCACCUUCCCUCCGCCGCCGAGACGCCCCCCGAAUACAAGCCGGGCAGCCGGCCGGCCGGAGACAGCAGAGGCAGCGGCGCCGCGCUUUCCCGGAUCUGCCCGGCGGCGCGCGCUCCGCGGUUGCAUCAGGCGAGCCUGCAGCCGGGAUCGAGCCCCCCCGAUGCAAGAAUGGCGGCGUCGCCGGCUCGAGAACUCACACAGAACCCCCUGCAGAAGAUCUGGGUGCCUUACAACAACGGGCUCCCGGCGAAGCACAGCGCGCAACGCGGCGUAUGUAUGACCAACUGCCCUACGCUGAUUGUUAUGGUUGGCCUCCCAGCAAGAGGAAAGACAUACAUCUCAAAGAAAUUAACACGCUACUUAAACUGGAUUGGAGUGCCUACUAAAGAAUUUAAUGUUGGUCAAUAUCGGCGAGAUUUAGUAAAAACCUACAAGUCCUUUGAGUUCUUUCUGCCAGACAAUGAAGAAGGCCUGAAAAUCCGAAAACAGUGUGCCUUAGCAGCACUGAAUGAUGUUCGACGGUAUCUUGGUGAAGAAAAUGGGCACGUGGCAGUUUUUGAUGCCACCAACACUACAAGGGAACGUAGAGAAACCAUCUACAAAUUUGGUGAGGAGAAUGGAUAUAAGACUUUUUUUGUGGAGUCUGUAUGUGUUGAUCCAGAGGUCAUUGCUGCAAAUAUUGUGCAAGUGAAAUUGGGCAGUCCAGAUUAUGUUGACUGUGGUAGUGAUGAAGCUACUGAAGACUUUAUGAAAAGAAUUGAGUGUUACAAGAAUACAUAUGAGACACUAGAUGAAAAUCUAGACAAGGACCUUUCUUAUAUCAAAAUAAUGGAUGUUGGAAGGAGUUACCUUGUGAACCGAGUAAUGGACCAUAUCCAGAGCCGUAUUGUUUACUACCUCAUGAAUAUCCACGUAACUCCUCGCUCCAUCUACCUCUGUCGACAUGGUGAAAGUGAAUUAAAUCUAAAGGGAAGAAUUGGAGGAGACACAGGCUUAUCCCCAAGAGGGAAGGAGUUUGCCAAGAGCUUGGCGCGGUUCAUUAAUGAGCAGAACAUUAAAGAUCUGAAAGUAUGGACGAGCCAAAUGAAAAGAACCAUUCAGACUGCAGAGGCAUUGGGAGUGCCUUAUGAGCAGUGGAAAGUUUUGAACGAAAUAGAUGCGGGGGUCUGUGAAGAAAUGACAUAUGAAGAAAUUCAAGAAAACUUUCCAUUAGAAUUUGCUUUAAGAGACCAGGACAAAUACAGAUACAGAUAUCCUAAGGGAGAGUCCUAUGAAGAUCUUGUUCAGAGGUUGGAGCCAGUUAUUAUGGAGUUGGAAAGACAGGAAAACGUGCUUGUAAUUUGUCACCAAGCUGUUAUGCGCUGCCUGCUUGCUUAUUUUCUGGACAAACCUGCCGAACAACUGCCUUAUCUCAAGUGCCCACUGCAUACUGUCUUAAAGCUAACCCCGGUGGCUUAUGGUUGCAAGGUGGAAUCUAUAUUUCUGAAUGUUGAAGCUGUAAAUACGCACAGAGACAAACCACGGAAUGUAGACAUUUCAAGACCUCCUGAGGAAGCCCUUGUAACUGUCCCUGCUCACCAGUGAAUCCUGUUUCCUGAUCAGCUAUGAAACAUGUGAAUGUAUGUGUCAGCCGCUCUCGAGAAGAAGCCUUGAGGACUGUACCUAAACAUUUGUAGCUCUUUUGACCCCCAGCACCGUCCGAAGCAGUGUGAAGAAAACCACUCAGGGACCAUGAAAUGAAGAAGGCCAAACAACAUGGACAUGCAUAUGCACUCCUGCUCUUUGAGAAUGUGUUUCAUCUCCCUGAGGCGCAAGGGGCAGACUUGGCAUGAGAGGUUGAGGCGUACCAAGUAUUUAUGAAAUAUAAAACAAAAUUGCUUUUAAAUUAAUAUAUAUAGGCUUUUAUCCUGUCCUCCUUCUCCUGUGGAUGUUAAAUGUUUAUGGAAUAUUGCUUUCACUUUUAAUGUCAUGUUUUAAUUCCAGCAUUGUUCUAGAAUAUUUUCUUACUCUGUUAUUUUUGUACAACACUAACGUUAGAUUUCCUGUAGUAGUAUUUUAUUAUUAUUUUAUGCACAUAUUUUAAAAUAUUACCAAACACAGGAUGAAUAUUUUUCACUAACUGAAAGUAUUGAUUCCUGUGUACAAAGAAGGAUGCCCAUUUCUAUAAGGAUUUAUCCCAUUUUUUGUUUUGUAUAUACAUUAAUUCUUUUAAUUCUGUUAAAUACAUAAAUUUCAAUGCUAAGCCCAAAUCAAGGUGCUUGUUCUGACGUAUAAAGCCCUAAACGGCUUGGGCCCUGGAUACUUGAAGGACCGCCUCCUUCCAUAUGAGCCUACCCGG